This is a messenger RNA of Magnolia sinica, 750 nucleotides long. Its product is annotated as brassinosteroid-responsive RING protein 1-like. Gene Ontology annotation, biological process: protein ubiquitination. The transcript has a single exon. The record is from RefSeq and is a predicted model, not a curated record. The coding region runs from base 105 to 611 and encodes 168 amino acids. Gene Ontology annotation, molecular function: ubiquitin protein ligase activity; zinc ion binding. NCBI's taxonomy places the organism in Eukaryota, Viridiplantae, Streptophyta, Magnoliopsida, Magnoliales, Magnoliaceae.
UGCCUGGUACUCAGAAAAACAAAACAACCAGCUGUUGCUGCUGAAAGAAUUCCAAUUCCGUUCCGUUACGUUUCGUUUCGUUCCGUUCCGUUCCGUUACAUUCCAUGGGCUUUCCGGUCGGGUAUUCGGAGCUCUUCCUUCCAAAGCUCCUCUUCCACGCAUUCUCCCUUCUCACUCUCAUCAGACGGCUCAUCUCCGCCUUCUUCCGCCGCAUCGGCAUCGUCGAUUUCCUCGAUUCCGACAUCACAUGGCCCGAUCGCUCCGAUCACCUUCCAGAGUACCAGUCCGUCUCAGCGAUGCUGAUCAGAGAGAUCCUGCCCGUCGUCCGAUUCGAUGAAUUAGGCCAUGACGAAAUGCCGGACAGUUGCGCCGUCUGCCUCUACGAAUUCCAGGCUUCUGAAGAGAUCCGACGACUCACGAACUGCCGCCACAUAUUCCACCGCAGCUGCCUUGAUCGAUGGUUGGAUCAUGAUCAGAAGACAUGUCCGCUCUGUCGGACGGGUUUCAUCCCGGACGAGAUGCAGGAGGCUUUCAACGAGCGGCUCUGGGCUGCUGCCGGGAUCCCAGAUUUCUACGGUGAGUAUUCGGUGUCAUCCUCUUUGGAAUUGUAGCUGUGGUGUUCGAUGGAGGGACGAGCGAUUGGGACGAUGAAAUGUAUAUACUUCUCUGAGAAAUGUAAGUUCGGAGAUUUGUGCUUUGUAUAGCUCUGAGAAUCUUAGAAAUCGAAUCUCAUAUAGUCCUCUUUCUGCA